AUGGAGACUCGGUUUGUGACUAUAGUUUUUUCUCUGGUUUAUAUGCGUCAUUCUGCAAGUGCAGCACCAAAUGCUACCAACUUUGAAUCUUCAGCCCUUCCGUCGGACCCUCGAUUGAAUCCAAGCGUCGGUAACGGGUACUUAGCUACAACUGUCUACAGCGACACUGUGUAUGUGUCUGGUGUUUACAACGGACGAGGCACGCAAACUCCAAGCCACCGAGCGAGGAUUCCUUCAACCGCAGCCAUUGUUCUACGAAGCAAUCUAAGCUCCAACGCAACCAAGGAAACGUUUAGCCUAAACGUUGAACAAGGAGUGUUUUAUCACCGCCUUAUUGUCGACAAUUUCACGUUAGAGGAGAAAAUUUACGCUCAUCUUGUUCACCGGCACUUGCUUGUCACGGAGAUCGCAGUGAAGAACAACAUGCGUGACCCUGUAAACUUGUUUCUGACUAACGUGUUCGGACCGCCGAGUGCUGACAUUGGAUUUCAAAUACAAGAUUUACCAAGAAGCUCCCCAAAUGACCCUAAGAUCAAUGCCAUGUCAGGCUAUAUCAAAAUAACAGAAGAACCUGACAGUAAAAGGGAAGGCGUGGCCGUCGUCUGGGGGGACAUACCUCCUCAUGUUGUAAUCCAGCCCUACUCUGAUACUCAAACUUUGUACUACAUCACGGCAAUAGCGACCACAUUAGAUGGUAAUGAUUUUGAAAACAUUGCUCAUGAAGCGUACACAGCAGGUAUCGAGAAACCAGAAGAACUCUUUGGAAGUCACGUAAGUGCGUGGAAAGAAUUAUGGGAUAGAGGACGGAUUGAGCUGGAAGGAAAUCUCACUUUAGCUCAGGCAAUCUCCGGCAGUCUCUACUACAUACUCAGGUAAGGAUUGCCAAAAGCCUGCCUAAAAUUUUGGAUUUCAUUAACGAUCCGCUUACAAGCGUGUUACUAUGUUCGUAAAGUGGUUUCAUGUACGUGAAGAAAGUGUUUUCAGGGAGAUAAGGAAACUGAACGGAAUGAUCCGUAUUUUAAGCUUCAAGUAUGCUUGCGUAAUAACAUGCGCCGACCCUCUUAAUAUUGUGAUAUGACCCUGUGAAAAAAUCCUAACCAGACGGAAAUGGAUCAUUAUAAGGUUAUUGUCGCAUAACGGUAAGUUAAAUUAUUCUUAACCUUUAAGUCCCAAUAGUGCUCAAAGUCAAUUUUCUCCUAACGAUAUCCAUAGACUAUCAUGAGCAAAGUCUAUGAGAAUUAACAAAAUGAUCACAUAGAGAAAAAUAUUUGAUCUUUUACCAAAUUCUCUCAACUAAUUCUUCAAGGAAAUGUAUGGAGAUCAGUUUGGAGAAUUUGUAUGUGGAUAUUGGGUUAUUAUGCAUGACUGAAACGUCUCACCCCGGUUACACCUCAAAAAAUGUGAUGACACACCAGUCGGCAAUAAACUCCUUUAAUAACCAGAUUAAGAUCCAAGAUCCCAAAGACCUUGAUAGGUUUAUUUUAACAUCAGCAAGGAGAACUUGAGGUAAUAUUAUUCAGCCGGGGAGUUAAGAUCAGCUUGGGUUAGGAUGUUAUUCAGUUUAAAUAGGCCGAAAGUUUUGUCUCGAUCGACUAGCUAGCCAGUGAAAGGGAUUAUUCUAGCCACCAUUAAUAGUUUUACAGGAGGAAUUUGACCCUACCACUUCUAGGUUUUCGAGGCUAAUCCCAAAUUUCCUUCUGUAAAAAACCGAUACUUCCAUUUUUUAAAAAGAAUUAAAUUUGGCAUUGAAUAGUACCAAGUGAAAGUAGUGCUAAAGAAGUUUCAUGUGAAUGGUCACACCUUAGCAUUUCGUCAGCACAGCCUAAAAUUACUACAGUUGAAGUUACAGACUUCUGGCGCGGAAAGCCAAUGAUAAUUAGAAGGCUUAAAAAUGCCAAAUGGAAACCUCGAUAGAAUGCAUAAUCAAAUAGGAUUAAUGUCCAGGUCAGACAUGGAGACCUCAGGCAGCUCCAAGUUUGUUAAAAUUACAAGGUUUUGAGCACGUCGCCUCUUGUUUGUCACUGUGGACUGUUGGUGUUGUAUGUUUGAGUUACACGGUAUGGAUACAAAUAUGUCGCCUACGACAAAUACUACAAACUCCUCAGAACAACUCCCAAGAUCCCCAGUGCCAUAGAUUCCUGAUUUGACAGUCAAACAUGCAUAGGGUAUUAGCGAAAAAUGUAAUGUUUAAAAAAACGACGGUCACAUGAUCAAGCAGGGCAUAGCUCGGAAGCUCGGAUUUUUUCAGACAUACUGCUCCCAGUUGUCUACUCCACCCUACUUUUCUACUCCCCCCGCUACUCCACGUUCUGCAAAUCAUUUUGAUGCCGUUUAGACGUGAUGAGAUUUGAUUUUUUUUUCAGUUAGGCGACAUAAUCAUUGCUCGAAGUCUUCAGGCAGCACGCGCUUACUGCUCUCGCAUGUGGAAAAUCGAGGAAAACGGCGCGUUGUGCUUGCCUGCUAAAUGUAGAGCGAAGUUACAUGGGCGAUUCUACUAUUUUCAGCAUCUUUUGUUCUCGUACUGCUUUGUUUUGUGUGUGUGUGUGUGUGCGUUUUUUUUCUACCAUUUUUCAUGUAAGAACGUGCGUUCUGGUGUACAGGUACCUUUUGCAGGAUAAGCGGCUUUGUCGAUUUGUCGGAACUGCUAACAAAAUGGCUACUCAACCAAUGUUAAGGGUCACUAUAGAAUAUACUGUUCAAAAAUUGUCUUAUGAUGAGGGUACCAACUUCUCUUUGUUCCAUGCGUAAAUAAAAAUGAGCUGUUUUGAAUGUAUCUGGUAGCUGCCAACAUAAAAAAAGGCCCAAAAGUCUUCUAAGUCUUUGUAUUGAAAAAAUGUAUCGACUCCAAAAUCAAUUUUCUUUCAGUAGUACGAACUGACGUUGUAAAGAACAUCUUGAUAACUCAUUGACCCAGACGUUGCAUAAACUAACCAUACGUGCCUCAGAGAACUUCGUGAAGCUCUGGAAAAGGGCCAGCAAUAAGAAUUGUUAAGUGUACAGGGACAAAGUAGAUAUUGACCUUAAACGUUUCCGGCUUAAUAUUGGUGAGGGCAGUUGAAACGUAAAAGACACAGAAUAAGUUUUGUUCACUAAUGAGAAAAUAACCGGUAUGAAAAGUUGAACCACUUGUCUCCGAGGUCGGAAUUUUUACAAUCCUAGGACUGAGAACUGUUGGAGUGAACAAGGCUUCCGAAAGGCUUGCUAAAUCUUUUGAAGGAACAUAUUACUGAAUAACUUCUGAAGGAAAUGGAAAAGAAACAUUCGUGAAGUGCUGUUCCAAUCUGAUGACUACGUAGCUUAUUUGAUAUUUAUACAGUAGUAUUUAUUUUUUUUGUGCUCUGUACAUUGCUUUAUGAAGACACGGAACUUAAGCAGGCAAAGCUUGAACUGAUCUGUCUUUUUUAAAGUACGUUUUCCUUUCUUUAUCAUCAGCUCUCUUCGCCCCUCUUGGGUGUUCGGGCUGAGUCCAGGAGGCCUGGCUACAGAUGGUUAUGACGGUCACGUGUUCUGGGAUCAGGAGACCUGGAUGUUUCCGCCAUUAGUCCUGCUGCACCAGAAUUUGGCGCGAACCUGUCUUGCUUACAGGUUUGAAAGACUCCAGGCUGCCAAAGACAAGGCAAAAAAAUACGGUUUCAAGGGUAAGUGCAAAUUUCUCAACUCUAAAUAGGUACUGCUUCGCCUUGUUUGCACAUAAAAUUAUUUUCCCCAAAACGGCUGGUGAUUAAAACUAAAGAGAAGUUUUCAGGUUCGUUCCUGAUCUCCAAAGCAGAAAUACUAAUUUUCUCACUGUUGCUCAAAGGCGCCAUGUUUCCCUGGGAAAGCGCCCUGACUGGCUCAGAAGUGUGCCCUGGUGAAAUCUACUCCGACUAUGAGCAACAUAUUGUCGGGGAUAUUGCCUUUGCCGUCAAACAACUCUGGUCAGCAUCCGGAGAUCAACAAUGGCUUAAGAGUCAAGCUUUCCCGGUCAUUCAAGCCACCGCGGAGUUCUGGGCCAACCGUACAGUGUACAAUGACUCUAAAAACGGGUAUGUAAUCUAUAACGUUAUGCCACCGGACGAAGAUGCUGAAGUAGUGAACAAUUCGGUUUACACGAACAUGAUCGCGAAGAUGAAUCUUGAAUUCGCGUACGAAGUUCUGCCGAACGCUUCCGACAGUUGGAAAACCAUUGCCGAACAUAUGUAUGUCCCGUUUGAUGCUACGAAUAAUUACCAUCCUGAAUACGAUGGGUAUCGAGGUAACGAAGUGAAGCAAGCGGAUGUGAUUUUGCUUGGAUUUCCUUUGAUGGUAAACAUGAGCUUAGACGUUCGGCGCAGUGAUCUGAGUUUCUAUGAACCUAGGACAAAUCCGAGAGGACCCGCCAUGACGAAGUCAAUGUUCGCAAUUGGCUGGUUAGAUGUAGGAGACUACGCUCGCGCUGAGACUUCCUUCGAUGAAAGCUAUGUGAACGCAAAGGAGCCGUUCAUGGUUUGGACUGAGGGAGCGGACGGUGGCGGAGCAGUCAACUUCAUCACUGGCGCUGGGGGAUUUCUCCAGUCACUGUUGUUCGGAUACGGUGGAUUACGUCUCCAUGGUAACCACCAACUGCACUUCAAUCCCAUGCUCCCACCAGGAGCGACACAAAUGAAGUUCAUUGGAGUAGAUUACCAUGGAAACAGUAUUAAUUUUGUGAUUGGGGAGUCUCAAUCGCAAAUUUUGGUUACAUCACGCCAGUCAUCCGCUCCAGUACUCCAAGCGGUGAUUGUUAGAACCGAACAAGAGCGCCGCUUGGACAUUGGCUAUAGACUAGAAAUUUCUAAUGAACUGCUGAUUAUAGAGCCUAUUCAAGCUAAUUUAAACGUCUGA
Molecule: messenger RNA, 4842 nt
Organism: Porites lobata
Lineage: Eukaryota; Metazoa; Cnidaria; Anthozoa; Scleractinia; Poritidae
Source: the annotation of a GenBank genome assembly